This is a messenger RNA of Menidia menidia (Atlantic silverside), 2448 nucleotides long. The record is from the annotation of a GenBank genome assembly. Lineage: Eukaryota; Metazoa; Chordata; Actinopteri; Atheriniformes; Atherinopsidae.
UUGUUUUCAACUCGGCGCGGGAGACCCGGACGAGCUGUCGGUGAAGCGGUCUGGCGAAGAAGUUUCCGGUGGUUUGUGAAAAUGCCUUGUGAGAGGAAGCCGAUGCGCUACGGGCACUCGGAGGGACACACCGAGGUCUGCUUCGAUGAUUCUGGGAAGUUCAUUGUGACCUGCGGGAACGACGGGGACGUUCGGAUCUGGGAGAGUCUGGAUGACGACGACCCCAAGUUCAUCACGGUGGGCGAGAAGGCCCACUCUCUGGCUCUGAAGAACGGGAAGCUGGUGACGGCCAGCUCCAACAACACGGUGCAGAUCCACACGUUCCCGGAGGGGGAGCCGGACGGAAUCCUGACCCGGUUCACCACCAACGCCACGCACGUGGCCUUCAACCGCAGCGGCUCCAGAGUGGCUGCUGGCUCCAGUGACUUCCUGGUGAAGGUGGUGGAGGUGGCGGACAGCAGCCGGCAGAAGACGCUCCGCGGCCACGAGGCUCCGGUCCUCAGCGUGGCCUUUGACCCCAGAGACGACUUCCUGGCCUCGGCCAGCUGCGACGGCUCGGUGGUUCUGUGGAACAUCGAGGAGCAGACCCAGGCGUUCAGCUGGCCCCUGCUGCAGAAGACCAGCGAUGUGGGCGGCGCCCGCUCGCUGUGCCGGUUGGCCUUCCAGCCCGCCGCCGCCCAGUUCUUGGCUGUUCCCGUGGAGACCAAGGUCCACCUGUACCAGCGGGGGUCCUGGGACCACGUGGGCACUCUGUCCGAAGACCUGCUCACACAGCCCAUCAACGUGGUGGCCUGGUCCCCGUGUGGCCGGCUGCUGGCGGCCGGCGGCGUGGGCGGCUCGCUGACCGUCUGGGACGUGGACAGCAAGCUGUGUGUUGAGAGGCAGAAACAUGAGAAAGGCUUCACGGUGUGCAGCCUGGCCUGGCAUCCCUCCGGGGGGCAGAUCGCCUACACCGACACCGAGGGCUGCCUGGGCCUGCUGGACGGGCUCAGCGGCGCCACCUGCAGCUCAAAGCAGGAGCCUCCAAAGAAAGUCACGAAAGACUACGACGACCUGUUCGACGACGAUGACGACGAGGGGAAAAUGGACGAAGGGCUGAGCUCCCCGGUCAGGAAACCCGUCGCCAGGGAGGAGGAGGAGGAGGAGGAAGAGGAGGAUUUCCCCAUGCCCUCCACGGGGCGAGUGAGGAACCGGGGGGCCAUCCUGGAUGACGAGAACUCAAUGGACACCGUCUCUCUGCAUUUGGGUCGGGGGGGAUUGGAGGACGACGGCGAUGCCGACAUCGCCGUGGCGACGGCGGCGGCCCCCUUGGCGCCGCUGCGCCCCGUCUACGAGGGGCCCAUGCCCACCCCCCCCCCCAACCCCCCCCCCCCCGCCCCCCCCCCCGCCCCCCUCACGCACCGCUUCCUGGCCUGGAACUCGGUGGGGAUCGUCCGGGGCUACAACGACGAGCAGGACAACGCCAUCGACGUGGAGUUCCACAACACGGCCGUGCACCACGCCAUGCACCUCACCAACUCGCUGGGCCACAGCAUGGCCGCCCUGUCCCAGCAGGCCGUGCUGCUGGGCUGCCCCGGCUCCCACGGGCUGGCCAGUAAGCUCCAGUGCCUGCACUUCUCUUCGUGGGACACCAAUAAGGAGUGGAUGGUGGACCUGCCGGAGGGCGAGGACGCCGUGGCGCUGUGUCUGGGUCAGGGCUGGGCGGCCGCGGCCACCAGCGCCCUGGUGCUGCGGCUCUUCUCCAUCGGGGGGGUCCAGAGGGAGCUGUUCAGCCUGCCGGGGCCCGUGGUGUGCAUGGCGGGCCACGGCGAGCAGCUGCUCAUCGCCUACCACCGAGGUGUGAAUCCGUUUGCUAAGGAGGCGGCUUCACCUGUGACGCCUUCACUGACGCCGGUUGGAAAAGUAGGACGAGCAAAUCCUUUCAAGGUCAGCGGCUCUGGGAGGCCGUCGUCCUCGUCCGGAAGACGGUGCCGCUGGGGGGGGGCGGCGGCGAGGCCCGGCAAAAGCCCCGUCCUCAAACCGCUGGCCCCCAGGACCAAGACCAAGACACAGUCCACCCUGCUGACCAUGGCGGUCAGUAAGAAGCCUCAGGACGGCGUGGAGCUGAAGCAGCCGGAGCCCCCGAGUCCAGCUGAGGACGCCGAGAACCAGAGGCCAAAGACGGGCUUCCAGCUGUGGCUGGAGGAGAACAGGAAGAACAUCAUGGCCGACUCACCCGACCUGGAGGAGACGGAGGUCAUCAAAGAGGCCAUGUCGCGCUUCCGGACGCUGACCGCCGAGGAGAGGCUGGCCUGGACGGACAGAGCCAAGCGCCCGGGCAGAGAGGAGGAUGUGAAGAAGAGGAAACGGGCCGAGGGAGAGGCGGCGGAAGCUGCCGGAAAAAGCCCGGAGAAGAAGAAGGCGGCGGACGCCUCGUCCAGGCUGUCGGCGUUCGCCUUUCAGAGCUGA